UGGAGCCGGUGUGAAUGGUUGUUCCCUGAGCAGUGGUGCUCUGUACUGUGAAAUGCGCUCAGGCAAGCUCCGAAGUUGUGAAAUGGCUAUUGGAUCACAUUGUGAACCCUGAGUUGUGUUAUUUACUGAAGAAAAAAAACCUCUAGUUGUGAUGUAAUUCAACCCAUAGGACAGACCUUUAAUCGCUCUGGCUGGAAUACAGACACUCCCUUACUGUACGCCUUUGAACCCAAGCAAUGAAGGAUGCAGUGACCUAUGAUGAUGUGUAUGUGAACUUCACUCAAGAAGAAUGGGCUUUCCUGGAUCCUUCACAGAAGACUCUCUACAAAGAUGUGAUGCUGGAGACCUACAGGAACCUCACUGCUAUAGGCUACAAUUGGAAAGACCAUAAUAUUGAAGAACAUUGUCAAAGUUCUAGAAGACAUGCAAGGUAUCUCAUGUAUCACAGUGGAUACAAGCCGUGUGAGCAUAGGGAUAUUCAAAGAAGCAAUGUACCUCUCCCUCUCCCAGAACAAUUAAAAGAUAUUCCCUCAUUUGAGUAGAUUUUCUCAGUGUGAUACAAGUUUAUAAUUAGUUUUCCAACUUCAUUGGGAAUAUAUCCACAAACUCACACUGCAGAAAAUUCCUAUGAGUUCUAGGAAUGGUGAAAUUUUUCUUUGUUUGUCCUGGUUCCCAUUACAAAUUCUGUAUGUAAAUGUAGUGUAUUUCACACUAUAGGAAAAUUUAUAAUUAUACUCAGUGUGGUAAAGAUGUAAGUUCUUCCAGUUCUCUUCAAAUAUGUAAAAAAUCUCAUAGAAAAAAAGGACACUAUAAAUGCGAGGCAUGUAAUAAACACUCUUAGCAUUACAAGCAUUUUUAAAGAAGCAAAACAAGCCAUAAUGAAGGGAAACCAUGAUUGUAAACAAAGUGAUAAGACCUUAAUAUCUGGUUUCUUUUUAAAACCUAGACUGUAUUAUAAAAUAAAGUCCCACAGAUAAACACAUUCAAUGGUAUAAUGAAUGUGAUAAAGCUUUGACAUGUACCAAUUAUCUUUGUAGGCAUGAAAGAAGUCUUAUUGGAGAGAAAUACUCUGAAUAUACUCAGUGUGGUAAAGCUUUUGCAUAUCACAGUUAUCCUCAAAGGCAUGAAAGAAUUCAUACUGGAAACACUAUGAAGGUUUUAAAUAUGGUGAAGCCUUUGCAGAUCACAGUAGUCUCCAAAUACAUAAAAGAAUAUAUUCUCGAGGUAAACCCUACAAAUAUAAUCAAAGUGAUAAAGCCUAUUCACAAUAUAGUCAUCUCCAAAUUCAUAAAAGAGCACAUACUGGAGAGAAUCCCUAUGAAUGUAAUCAAUGUGAUAAAACCUUUCUAUAUCACUGUUAUCUUCAAAUACAUAGAAGAAUGCAUACUGGAGAGAAACCCUACAAAUGUAAUCAAAGUGAUAAAGCCUAUUCACAUCACAGUUAUCUCCAAAUCCAUAAAAGAACACAUACUGGAGAGAAACCUUAUGAAUGUAAGCAAUGUGGCAAAGCCUUUGCAUGCUAUGGUCAGCUUCGAAGACAUGAAAGAAUUCAUACUAGAGAGAAACCUUACAAAUGUAGUCAAUGUGAUAAGGCCUUUGCACGACACAGUCAUCUCCAAAUCCAUAAAAGAACACAUACUGGAGAGAAACCUUAUGAAUGUAAUCAAUGUGGUAAAGCCUUUGUAUGUUCCAGUCAUCUCCAAAGACAUAAAAGAAUGCAUACUGGGGAGAAACCUUAUGAAUGUCAUCAGUGUGGUAAAGCCUUUGCAUAUCAUUGUGGACUUCAAAGUCAUGUAAGAACACAUACUGGAGAGAAGCCCUAUGAAUGUAUACAAUGUGGUAAAGCCUUUGCAUGUCACAUUAGUCUUCAAAACCAUGAAAGAAUACAUACUGGAGAGAAACCCUAUGAAUGUAAUCAAUGUGAUAAAGCCUUUGCAUAUCACCGUAGUCUUCAAAACCAUAAAAGAACACAUACUGGAGAGAAACCCUAUGAAUGUGAUCAAUGUGGUGAAGCCUUUCCAUAUCAUAAUCAUCUUCAAAUACAUAACACAUAGUGGAGAGAAACCCUAUAAAUGUAAUCAAUGUAGUAAAGCUUUUGUAUGUCAUAGUAAUCUUCAAAACCAUA
Molecule: messenger RNA, 2125 nt
Organism: Mus musculus (house mouse)
Lineage: Eukaryota; Metazoa; Chordata; Mammalia; Rodentia; Muridae
Product: predicted gene, 50598
Exons: 5
Coding region: 1380-2054 (224 amino acids)
Source: RefSeq, a predicted model, not a curated record